Messenger RNA from Plasmopara halstedii, 1407 nucleotides. RefSeq names its product amino acid permease. Bases 1 to 1407 code for a protein of 468 amino acids. Gene Ontology annotation, molecular function: amino acid transmembrane transporter activity. The transcript has 8 exons. NCBI's taxonomy places the organism in Eukaryota, Oomycota, Peronosporomycetes, Peronosporales, Peronosporaceae. Gene Ontology annotation, biological process: transmembrane transport; amino acid transport. Gene Ontology annotation, cellular component: membrane. The record is from RefSeq and is a predicted model, not a curated record.
AUGGACAAUUUCUGGAGAGCUGCAAGUCGCGUUAAGCCUUUGUCCCGCUGUAAAAUCGAGGCUAGCGAGCUUAAUAAAUGUCUGACACUAGUAGACCUGGUGGCUUAUGGUGUGGGCUGCUCAGUGGGGGCCGGCGUUUACUCACUUGUUGGAGUAGGAGCGCAAAUUGCCGGGCCAAGUAUUUCCUUAUCCUUUCUCGUCAGCGGGAUCGCCUGCAUCUUCACGUCACUCACGUAUUCGGAAUUUGCUGCUCGCGUUCCUGUUACCGGCUCGGCGUACACAUUCGUGUAUAUCACUUUUGGUGAGCUAGCUGCCUGGCUGAUUGGCUGGAACCUUACUCUUGGAUACGGCAUUUCGGCAGCUGGCAUUUCACGAAGUUGGGCUUCGUACGUGCACCGAUUCCUGCAGCAGUGGGGUUUAGACUUUCCCCACUGGCUCUUUCAGAUUAAGAUUCUUAGCGUUAAUUGUAGCAUACUGGCUGCAUUGCUCAUCAUCUGCUGCACAUUCAUUCUUCUUGCUGGUGUUCACGAAUCUGCCAAGUUUAAUGCAUUUGUGACCCUGCUUAACGUCUCAGUACUAAUUUUCGUGAUGGCGUUUGGAAGCACCGAGAUGGAUGCAGCGUAUUGGCAGCCGUUUAUGCCCGCUGGCUUUCAUGGUGUUCUAACAGGAGCUGGGGUAGUCUUUUUUGCGUACUUGGGGUUUGAUAUGGUGGCUUGUCUUGCAGAGGAAGUUCAUGAGCCCCAACGCACUUUGCCUAAAGGAAUAAUUGGAUCGCUUGUGAUCUCAAUGACCAUUUAUGUCGGAGUGUCGCUCAUUGUAACUGGAAUGGCCCCUAUUGAUAUUCUUGGCAAAGAUGUUCCUUUGAUCAACGCUUUUUCAUUUCACAAUGCGCCAUGGGCUGGACAGAUUGUAUCGUUCGGUUCUAUUUUUGGGCUUACUACUGCUGCAUUCACUUGCCUAAUGGGUCAACCACGCAUUUUCUACCAAAUGGCAAAAGAUGGUUUGAUGCCUUCGCUCUUCGCCAAAUUACAUGAUAGAAGUCAAGUCCCUGUUGCCAGUACAAUAUUUACUGGAGCUUUAGUAGCUUCAAUCGCGUUCAUAUUUGAUUUGAGCUUUCUGGCAAACGUCAUUUCGUGCGGAACGCUACAAGUUUUUACCUUUGUAAAUGCUGUCUGUCGCUGUCUUUCGUGCAAAGUGGAUAAUCUGGUGGCUACAUUUCAGUGCCCAUUGGUUCCAUUCGUGCCAUGCAUGGGAAUUCUUGCCAAUGUGUAUAUGGUGUCAAGCAUCCCUAGCGAGGGGUGGAUUGGAGUUUUGAUAUGGUCAGGAGUAGGAUUGAUAGCUUAUUUGUGCUACGGAAUCCGCAACAGUUUGCUGAAUGACCCUGCCAUCUUACAGCCGCUAAUAUAA